AUGAAGUAUUUUUCAGUCAAUCUAUUUAUUGGAUUCCUUGCAAUUGUCUCAGUUGUGGUCCUUCCAUCUUUGGCAAACCCAACUAUUCGUGAUUUGGACAAGUACUCCUUUGACAUGUAUCUUGCCGAGUUUGGAAAACGGUAUGAUAAUCCCGAAGAAUACCGCAAGCGAAGUCAAAUCUUUUCUGGUACAUUGGCAGAAGUAAAAAAAUUAAAUAAAGAUCCACAUCGUUCAGUACAGUUUGGUAUUAACCGAUUCAGUGAUCUUACGGAUGAAGAGUUCACACAACAAAUGAAUGGACGUGUCUCCGCUCACCAAACUACAUCUUCCUUGCAGAGAAAUUCUUACAUUUACAAAGGAGCUAAUGUACCAGAAUCAAUGAGUUGGCAAGAUGCAAAGGAUCCUGUUCUUACUCCAAUUAAAGAUCAAGGUAGUUGUGGAUCAUGUUGGGCACAUGCAGCAACCGAGUCUGUAGAAAGUAUGUAUGCCAUUCACACUGGGAAGUUGUUUACUUUAAGCACACAACAGGUUACAUCCUGUACAAACAAUACACAUCACUGCGGUGGAAUCGGUGGCUGUGGUGGUGGAACAGUGCAAUUGGCCUGGGAAUACGUUAAAACCGCCGGUGGUCUCACCCUUAAUGAAACGUAUCCAUACAUAAGUGGUGAAACAAGUGAAACAGAGAAGUGUCAACUGAAUUCAAGUGUUAAAAGUGAUGUAACGGUAUACAGUUAUGUAUCACUUCCUCAUAAUGACUAUAAUGCUGUUAUUGAAGCCCUUGUUACGGUUGGUCCACUUGCCGUAAGUGUUGAUGCUAGUCAAUGGAAAAAUUACGUGAGUGGUAUAUUUGACCUCUGUGGGAAGGAUAAGGGGAAUAUUACUAUUAACCAUGCUGUUCAGCUUGUUGGUUACGGGAGUGAUAACGAAACAAAACAAGAUUACUGGAUUGUGCGUAACUCUUGGGGAAAAGACUGGGGAGAAAAUGGUUACAUCCGACUCCUUCGGAAGAAAAGUAAUGACACUUGUCUUCCGGAUGAAGACUGGAAUACGAUGGGAGGCGGCUGUGAGAAUGAUGAGAAUGUGACGAUCACAGCAUGUGGAAUGUGUGGUAUCCUUUACGAUGUCGCCUACCCCCGAGUCACGGAAACACCAGAAAAGGCCAAAUAUGCAUGGAUUGCCGGUGUGGCAUUUGGAGCACUGGCUCUUGUUAUGAUUUGUUUGGUUAUUUACAGCAAGUGUCGCUAUACAAAACCCGCCACUGAUGUUGCUCUUCUUGAUGCAGAAUCAGUUUAUAUGAAGGAUUAA
This is a messenger RNA of Trypanosoma theileri, 1305 nucleotides long. RefSeq names its product cysteine protease. Gene Ontology annotation, molecular function: cysteine-type endopeptidase activity. Bases 1 to 1305 code for a protein of 434 amino acids. Gene Ontology annotation, cellular component: lysosome. The transcript has a single exon. Lineage: Eukaryota; Euglenozoa; Kinetoplastea; Trypanosomatida; Trypanosomatidae. The record is from RefSeq and is a predicted model, not a curated record.